Molecule: messenger RNA, 1707 nt
Organism: Suillus bovinus
Lineage: Eukaryota; Fungi; Basidiomycota; Agaricomycetes; Boletales; Suillaceae
Exons: 16
Coding region: 1-1707 (568 amino acids)
Source: RefSeq, a predicted model, not a curated record
AUGUGGUAUGAUGCGGCAAAAUCCCAAGGCCCUGUUACACUUCAUCUCCAUCUAAUGAAGACAUGCCCCCUACAUCCAAUGCACCAUCGGGGCAGGGCAAUGUGUGGUAAAUGGGUAGGCAUGUACACCAUUCCCAGGCCUGUGGAGAAGCGCAUGAUUGUUCCCAAUGCUGAUUUAAGGUGGAUGGUGAAACAGGCCAUGGCUGAUGUAUAUUGGCAGGUUGCAAAUGCAGUUUUGGGCAAGCUUGUACAUAUAUCCCACUCAGUCUCCUGCACACCUGAGAAGGACAUCCAGGAGGACAUCCAUCUGCGUCAACGAGAGGCACAAUGCAUGUCAAACACAAAGUGUCGACGGACAGAUAGCGAGAUUGAUGCAAAUGUUAUGAGCUAUUGUGCAGAUUUGAGCUCAGAGCAUAUAGAUAUUGCAGGAAUAGGGGUGAGGGUGAGCACGCAGUUGUUGGAGAUGAGUAAAGCAAGUGUGUUGGUGCUUGGAGUAGACAGGAGCUAUUCGGCAGCACCUGCUGAAUGCAACCUCUCAAGUGAAAUGUGCCAGGUUAAUAAGGGUGUUUGGAUGUACAAGUCCUCGAAGCUUGGCCAAAUAUCAAGUGGUCGUACAAUGCCUGUGUGCUGUGCUUCCCUGGAGCCCAUCGAGUUUGAGCAGCACCACUCCAGUGAAGCUGGGAUAUUCAGAAUAUUGAGACAUUUGCAGAUCAGAGCAACUCGUUUUCGGGGUAUGGAUAAGCUAGAGUUUCAUCUUAUGAGAGAUGACAUAGGCAAAAAUGUCUUGAGAAGGCAAACUUACUAUGUGGACAUCAGAUGGUGGAAGAGAACAUGGAGUGUGACCAUUCGACAGACGGCCAACUCAGUCAUUCUUGACAUAGCCUCCAUCAUCGUCAUUAUGAAGGCCACAUCAUACCACCACUCUUUCCUGAAUAACCACAACUGCUUGUUUUUCUUUGUCAUACUUGAUGACAUCGAAGACCGAUUGCCAAUCAGUACCCGUCUUCUCCCUAUGGAUCAUGAUGACCAGGACUUCAUGAUACAAGUAAUAGUAGAUCCUUGUCAGACCAAAGUUUGGCAUGACUCGAGUAUCUCCGAGUUGGAUUGGAUAGUAGUAGCCAGCUAUGAUAAGUCAAAGCUCUCUUCUCCUUCAAACUCACCUCCAAACUCUCCCCCAUCAAUUGGAAUAUCAGAGUCCGAGAGUAUUGUCUCAGAGGAGGACGACAACUUCCCUGUGACACCUGAUUCCAAGUGGUCUGGGGGUCAUACUAGCAGCACUCCUGAGUCAAAGAGACAUACCAAACUCUACCAUUCUUACCUCCGCCAGCAGCUGUUAUCAGGAGACAGAUACCAUGAUCGUGCUGAGCAGAUCUUGCACAGACAGUCAUGUCAGCAGUACUCAGAAGUGUUGUCGACAACUAUAAAGGAUAUGAGCCCGCACACCUUCCACUGCGCUAUUCACUACAAGGAGGCGGUUCAAGAAACUUUGCGCAUGAAAUACUUGUACAGAGGCUGGCUACUUGAGACAUCAAGGAGGCUGAGCAUCUUUAACGAGUCCUUACAUCAUGAAACAGAAAUGGAGCUUGGGAAGGUGGAUCAAGAAUUGCAGUGGCUAGUGUAUGUGCUUGUUGACCGGGGGGGAUCGCUGCGCACGACUGACAAUGACAUCCAGUAUACAACAUCUGAAUCAGUCUCCAGGCCAGCAUGA